UCCACGAGGACUUGACGGCGAAACGAUCCGAACUUCUCUACAAGGCGCGUAUCCAUGACAACGUAAAAAAAACAUGGACACAUGAUGGAAGAAUCACAGCCCUCGUGGAAGACGGGAGGAAGAUAUCCAUACGAAGUGUGGACAUUGAAAAACUGUAAGAAUUCGAAUUAAGCUAUUUUUUACUUAGCACUGUGUAUUAUUUUCAUGGGGCCCAAAUAUCCGUGCAUUUCCUGUAACAAAACUGUAAAAUCAAACGAGAAUGCAAUGUUAUGCUGUGGAUGUGAAAGAUGGAUACACCUAUCUUGUUCUUCCUUGGGAUUUGACUUUUUCAAUUCUACUUCAGACUGGACUUGUGACCUCUGUCAGUUAAAUGAAUUACCAAAUCACUAUCAUGAUGACGAACUAUCUAUGGAUGAUCCUUACAUUGUGUGAAACUAGACUAGACCAAUCUGUAACAAAUGAUGAAAUCCAUGUAAAUGGAUACAGAGUGGUUCGACGGGAUCGGAACAGGAAUGGAGGAGGAGUUCUUACUUAUAUUCAUGAAUCUUUGAAUUAUCACGUUGUGCAAGAAUUACAUGUAAAUACUGAAGGACUUGAGUUGCUUUGUAUACAAAUUCAAUUUUCUAAACAAAAACCGUUCAUGUUGAUACCUUGGUACAGGCCUCCUGAUUCAAAUAUUCAAAUAUUUGAUGCAAUUGAAGAAGUUUUACAAAGUGUCGAAACACGCUUUAUUGAAUACAUAUUGAUUGGUGACUUAAACUGUGAUAUGCUGUCCACAAACCCUUCAAGUCAUACGAAACGUCUCUUAAGACUAGCGACAGAAUAUAAUCUUACACAGUGUGUUAAACAAGCAACUCGAAUCACUCAAGUAUCGGAAACGCUCAUUGAUCAUGUUUUUUCUUCUAAUUGUGACAAUGUUAAAUACUGUGAUGUAAUACCACUCAGUUUAAGUGACCAUUAUAUGAUUGCCUUAUCUUGGGGAAGAAGUAAGCCCAUGUCUCCCCAUAAUCACUGUUACGUUUGUUCUAGACAUUUAAAGAAAAUUGACAUUACGAAGUUUGUUGAAGACAUUAGAAAGGUAUCAUGGGACACUGUGCUAUUCGAAACUGAUACUGAACUCGCAUACAUAAACUGGAUAAAUAAACUUAGAGCAGUACUUGAUAAUCAUGCUCCAAUAAAAAGAAAAAGAGUUCGACGUAGAAAAUCGCCAUGGAUGAAUGAUCAGAUCUUGGCCUUAAUACGUGAAAGGAAUAGGAUUAAAAAACGGCAGAUCAUUCAAAAUCUCAAAAUGAUUGGGAUGAUUAUAAAAGAUUAAGAAAUCAUGUAACAUCUAAAAUAAGAACCGCAAAGCGUACUUAUUUCACCGAAAGCAUAAAGGCAAAUUGGGGAAACUCCCCUUUAAUGUUGAAA
Molecule: messenger RNA, 1410 nt
Organism: Lytechinus variegatus (green sea urchin)
Lineage: Eukaryota; Metazoa; Echinodermata; Echinoidea; Temnopleuroida; Toxopneustidae
Exons: 2
Coding region: 371-1315 (314 amino acids)
Source: RefSeq, a predicted model, not a curated record